AUGCCGAAUCCAAACGACAACCUCGCCAUAGGCGGGGAAGCCAACAUGCGCAGCACGCUCAAGCGCAGCCGUGGGCCAGAGUCUCCUACAUGUACGAAAAGCUCCAACAUUCAAUCAUCAAAACGAAACCGAGCGAUCGAUACGCCCGAUGCCGAGCCCGGGAUUGCCGCGGAGGAGUUUACGGUCGGCUGGGUGUGCGCCCUUCCGCUGGAAAUGGCCGCUGCGAAAGGGAUGCUCGAUCAAUCAUACUCGGACCUUCAACAACAGGAUCCAGCCGAUCAUAACAGCUAUAUGUUAGGUCGGAUUGGGGGCCACCAUAUCGUUAUCGCAUGCCUUCCAACGGGUGUUUACGGAACCACACCAGCUGCUACUGUUGCUAAGGAUCUAUUGCGAACUUUCAAGUCGGUCCGGUUCGGGUUGAUGGUUGGUAUUGGAGGCGGUGCACCAUCAUCAUUAAACGAUAUUCGACUGGGCGAUGUCGUGGUCAGCAAGCCCUCUGGGACUCAUGGAGGUCUCAUCCAGUACGAUCGGGGGAAAACUGUACAAGAAGGGGAGUUUCAACGCACAGGAUCCCUCAACAUGCCACCCCAGCUCCUCCUAACCGCACUGAGUCGUCUUCAGGCCGAACACCUCAGCAAAGAAAGCCUUAUCCCUCAGUUUCUAUCAGAGCUCGUCGCCAAAAGCCCGAAAAGAAUGAAGAAGAAAUUCAGCUAUCAGGGAUCUUCCAACGAUUGCCUCUUCAAGCCAGAGUAUGAUCAUCCUGAUCGGGACUCUGGGGACGCUGUGGAUCCUGGUUGCAGCCAGUGUGAUACCGCGCAGAAGGUUCGGCGCGAAGCACGGGAUGACACGGAUCCAGUCAUUCACUACGGGAACAUAGCAUCUGGCAAUAAGGUUAUCAAGCAUGGAAAGACGCGUGAUCAGCUCAGUAAAGCACUUGGGACGUUGUGUUUUGAGAUGGAGGCAGCGGGACUUCAAGAUUUCCCGUGUCUCGUAAUCCGCGGUAUCUGCGACUAUGCGGACUCGCACAAGAACAAGAUGUGGCAAGAGUACGCAGCGGCAACAGCGGCGGCAUUUACAAAAGAGCUUCUGUCGUUUAUACCACCAGAACGGGUCCGGCAGGAACAGCCUGUACCACAACUAGUCUCUGUUGCGAAGGAACAACUACAGGUCACGACUCAGCAUCUCAACGUGUCAUCUGAGCAUCUCGUCGAGCAUAAACGUACCAACGAAUUGCUUGAGGACCGCCCGAUCGAACUUCGCGUUGUUCACGAAGCGUACUACGACAGUGCAAACGUCCGAGACAGUCCAAGAUGCGAGAUGGGCACUCGGACUCAAGUCAUGAAGAGGAUCACUCAAUGGGCAGAGAACGACUCCUCUGAAAUCACGUUCUGGCUUGUUGGUCCUGCAGGGACCGGCAAAUCCACCAUUGCGCGCAGCGUGGUGGACAGUCUCGCCAGCCAAAACCGACUAGUUGCCGGCUACUUCUUCAAGAGAGGAGAACAGGGACGCAACGACACAACUCGACUAUUUUCCACCCUAGCUAUGCAGCUAAUCGAGGCAAUCCCGCUUUUCAAAUGCUAUCUUCAGAAAUCGCUGGACAGCCUUGACAAAGACGCAAUAGAACAGAGGAGCCUCGAAUUCCAAUUUGACAAACUCCUCUGGAACCCUUUAGGGGCUCUGCCACCCGUCUCCACCAGUCAAGGCUCCAAAGUAAUUAUCAUCGACGCCCUAGACGAAUGCGAGCGACCUGAGCACUAUUCACGUGUUCUUGGACUAUUAUCAAGGCUUUGCGACAUUACUACGGUAAACUUGCGCAUCUUAAUCACAAGCAGGUCUUCUCCUAAGAUCAUUGACGCCAUAGAGCCGCUCGUCAUCAGCAAGGUUGUGUUAAGCCUUGAACUCCACCGCGAAUUUCCGGAAGAUACCAAGGAUGAUAUCCGCACUUUCUUAGAGGCGAGGUUUGCGGACAUCAAGAAAAAGCGUACGGUUCAACAAACCCCGUGGCCUGUUGCUGAUGAUUUGGAUCGCCUUGUCAAGCUGGCCACCAAUCCCGAACCACUAUUCAUCUACGCCGCAACUCUUUGCCGCUUCAUCUAUGAUGAACAACGCCCGAGGAACCCGAAGACACAGCUAAAGCUUUGGCUCAAGCAGUGUGAAGAAAACAAGUCUCAGCUUGAUCAGAUAUACGAUACCGUUCUCAGUCAAGCAUUUUCUAGUGCCUCUGAGAAUAUGCUUGUCUUCAUUGGAACCAUCACUUGCAAUGUAGCGGACGCCCCAUGGUCGACGAUGUCUGCACCUUUCUUCACGAGCACUUUCUACAUUGGCUGGAAGCUCUUUCCCUCCUGA
This is a messenger RNA of Colletotrichum karsti, 2346 nucleotides long. RefSeq names its product g-protein beta wd-40 repeats containing. Gene Ontology annotation, biological process: nucleoside metabolic process. The transcript is spliced from 5 exons. Gene Ontology annotation, molecular function: catalytic activity. The record is from RefSeq and is a predicted model, not a curated record. NCBI's taxonomy places the organism in Eukaryota, Fungi, Ascomycota, Sordariomycetes, Glomerellales, Glomerellaceae. The coding region runs from base 1 to 2346 and encodes 781 amino acids.